Thelazia callipaeda (thelaziosis nematode) is the source of this 1083-nucleotide messenger RNA. NCBI's taxonomy places the organism in Eukaryota, Metazoa, Nematoda, Chromadorea, Rhabditida, Thelaziidae. The record is from the annotation of a GenBank genome assembly.
UUGAGCAUUCUUCUUAUAGAACAAAUUGGUCUAAAUAAGUGGAGCGGCAAAAAUACGAAUCAUUGUACUUCAGCAAAAAUCUCUAGAAAAGAUCGGUCUGAUAGAGCUACUACUGAGCAGGUUUUGGAUAAACGUACUUUACUUAUAUUAAGAAAGCUAUUGCAACGUGACGUUUUUGAAAAAAUUGAAGGUUGCAUUAGUACGGGCAAAGAGGCUAAUGUAUAUCAUGCCAUAACAAAGGAAGGCAAAAGUGUUGCUUUGAAAGUCUACAAGACAAGUAUACUUAUAUUUCGCAAUCGAGACAGAUAUGUCAGUGGGGAAUUCAGAUAUCGGCAUGGUUAUUGCAAAGGUAAUCCUAGAAAAAUGAUUACACUAUGGGCAGAAAAAGAAAUGAGGAAUUUGUCACGAAUGUACUCUGGUAAGCUUCCAGUUCCGAAACCAAUAACUGCUAGACAAAAUGUUUUGGUAAUGGAUUUCAUUGGUUCGGAAGGUUGGCCUGCACCACUUAUAAAAGAUGCUGAUUUGUCGGAAGAGCUUGCAGAUGAUCUUUACCUAAAAUUAGCUAGUUAUAUGCGAAGAAUGUAUCGAGAUUGUCGAUUAGUACAUGCUGAUUUGUCAGAAUAUAAUAUUAUGGUACACGAAGGCAAGAUGUACAUUUUUGAUGUCUCGCAAUCAGUAGAACACGAUCACCCUCGAUCGUUAGAAUUCCUUCGGUUGGAUUGUUCGAAUGUCACGAAAUUUUUUAUAAAUAAGGGUGUUUCGGUACUUUCAGUGGAAGAUCUUUUCCGUUUUAUUACUGACCCAACUGUCAACACAGAAAAAGAUGCUCUGUUCAUGAAUGCUUUCAUUGCUCAGAAACUAGAUCAAGUUCUUUACUUUGAAAGAGAUCAAGAAAUCGCGAAGACUGGAGGCGAUAUACCAAACCCUUUUCAAACGCUGGUUUCACGAGUCGAAUGCUGCAAACAUCUUGAUGUAAAUGAAAUUAGGCGGAAACAAAUGGUUAAAGAGUUAAAACGUGAGACUAGGUCACACAAAAUACCCAAGCAUAUUAAAAAACGUCAUAAUAAGAGUGGCAAAAAAUGA